UUGCUCUGCAAGCCGACGUUGCAAGUUGCGUAGAUGACGACUGCCGAGAACACGGAAGAACCAAAGUGGGAAGGUCCCACUAUGGCGAGACUCGUGCAAGAAGGUCUGGGCCUAGGCAUUGAUGCUACUAAACCAGAAGUAAUGCUGCACACUCAAAUUGAGCCGACAGAGAAAAAUCUGGUGAGACGUACGGUCGGAACUGGUUACCAAGAGUUGAACGAGACGCUAGAAACGGCGGCGUCCGUCAAGCAGAGCUUGUCAAGCAAUCUACGCUUGAACGCUAUAGAAGCAGUGUCAUUCAACGUGAAAUACAAUUGGCACAAAGAGGAAAACAGAUCGGUGAAGAUGAGAGCACAAGGCAAGAAGAUCCAUUGUGAGACUGUUCUUUUCGACUAUCAACAGUUUCCCGACUCAUCUCGCCACCUCCGUACGUUACUGGAGGCUGCAGCUAAGCAGAAGGGACACGAGUACUGUCCAGGAAAGAAGGUUAUUCUGAGAGACCGUGAAAGCAUCUGCAGAAACGUCGUUAGGAACGAAAAUCAGGGAGUAACUCACUACAUUUCUGAAGUUGAUCUUGGAGCUAUGGUUUACGAAGUUAAAGUUGAACAAGACGUGAGCGAGAACAACGCUAGAAGGGGGAGCGUAGACAUUGGCGGGGGCGCAAACGGGAUUGCUGCCGAGAUAGGCGUAGACUUUUCCAGUGAAUCUAUGCAGAUGGCUAGCCAAGCUGAGCACAAAAUCAACUUUGUUAUUGACAAAAAUGUUGAGCUGAAUAGAGAACACACUAGCAUUUUGCCAGAACAAGAGAAAAUGAUUUCAUACAAAGUGACUCCUAUUUGGCAUCUCAUUGAUGACCCAGAUUGGCGUCAGUCUGUCAAGAAAGCAUGCCAGGAUUAUGUGGAUGAUUCCAACCCGAUUGCUGUUAACUCAGAAAAUUCAUUUGUUGUCAAAGCGGUUGGUGAUAAGCAGCGUGCAAAUCUGUACUUGAAGCUGUCGGAUGAUCGAGUUGAAGGAAUUUCUGAUAAAGGAAAGGCUGAUCGCUUUACUGUAGAGUUCUCUUCUCUCAAUAGAGUUAAUCUAAAGAAAUUCAAGCAAGGGAAGCGUGCUAAUCAAACCGAUGGUAUUGAACUUGAGAGACAGAAUGACCCAAAUCAUGGGUUUGUUCUGUAUCACGAAUUUUCUGGUGGUCAACAUUCAUACUUGACAGUAGAUCUGGAAAGUAAAAUGGUUAUUCCUCGACCAACUGUUGAAGCUGAAGAACAAGCUGCAUUUUUUCUGUCUACUCCCAUAAGACAGCCUGCAGCAAUGUCUUCAUGGCAAGCUCGAAGACCUCUUCUUCUUAAUUUUCGUCAUAAGACAUCUAAAUGGCUGGGUCUCUGGUCAUCUGUCUUUGACGAUUAUCUUGUACUUGAACAGGAGACUGAUGGUUCUGUUUUUGUGCUGAAGGAGAAGACUGGAGGUGAACUCUCAGCUGAUUCAUACUGCCAGUUUUGUAUUGAGCAGCCUUAGUAGACUCUCACAAACAAACUGGUUUAGUAGCUAGACUGGAGGCACAGUAUAGUUAGACUGUGUGUGCUAGCCUAAUUUCAUGUUUUCUAGAUUUAAUAAGUCACCACUGUUUGACUGGCGGUUUAGUACACAGUGGUAUAUAUAGAUGUGAUACCACUGUUUGACUUCUGAGCAUUUAAUUAGUACACACAUUGGUAUAGAUAGGUAUGAUAUGUUUGCAACUUGUCUAAUUAAAGAGUGUAGUAAUUUGUUGGAUUUCCGUAGUUUAUGCAGU
Messenger RNA from Corticium candelabrum, 1783 nucleotides. RefSeq lists its product as uncharacterized. The coding region runs from base 34 to 1509 and encodes 491 amino acids. NCBI's taxonomy places the organism in Eukaryota, Metazoa, Porifera, Homoscleromorpha, Homosclerophorida, Plakinidae. The transcript is spliced from 2 exons. The record is from RefSeq and is a predicted model, not a curated record.